Molecule: messenger RNA, 1076 nt
Organism: Telopea speciosissima
Lineage: Eukaryota; Viridiplantae; Streptophyta; Magnoliopsida; Proteales; Proteaceae
Product: purine permease 1-like
Exons: 3
Coding region: 61-1041 (326 amino acids)
Cellular component (GO): membrane
Molecular function (GO): purine nucleoside transmembrane transporter activity
Source: RefSeq, a predicted model, not a curated record
AGUAGAAGAAAACCUCAUAUUAAUGGAAGAUGGGGUGGGCCUCUGUUGCUAUACUUCAUCAUGACUGCAAUUGGUUCCAUAGGAGGUCCAUUCUUAAUGAGACUCUACUUCAUGCAUGGUGGCAAGCAUAAAUGGCUCUCUAGCUGGCUUCAGAAUGUUGGUUUCCCUUUCUUUCUUGGCCCUCUCUUAUUCUUCAACUUCAAGCAACUAUUAAGAACAGGGUCAACUCCAACAGCAUUCUUCAUGGAUUCAAUGCUCUUUGCUUCAAGUGCAGGUUUAGGGGUCAUAAUGGGUCUUGGCAGUUAUUUGUAUUCAGCAGGUUUGUUUUAUAUUCUAGUCUCCACCUCUGGGCUGCUCACCUCAACCCAACUAGCCUUCACUGCUUUGUUUGCAUUCCUCUUAGUAAAGCAGAAGUUGACAUUUUACUCUAUAAACUCAGUUGUAUUGAUGACCCUGGGAUCCAUUGUGUUGGCAUUCCAUAGUUGUGGUGAUCGACCUCCUGAGGUCCCUAACAGUGAGUACUUCCUUGGGUUCUUCUUUACAUUAGCUGGAGCUGUGUUGCUUGGGUUAUUUUUUCCACUUGUUGAGCUUGCUUAUGGCAAGAUCUCAAAACCCAUUACUUUUGCGGUGGUCUUACAGUUUAGGUUCAUCACAAGUCUUUCUGCAACUAUAUUCUGCCCUAUCGGAAUGAUCAUAAACAAUGAUUUUGAUGUUAUCCCAAGAGAGGCUAAAGAGUAUGCGAUUGGUGAGUUAAAGUACUGUAUUGUGUUGGUCACCGGUGCCAUUGCUUGGCAGUUCCUUAUCAUUGGGAUGCUUGGAGUAAUCUAUUGCACCUCUUCUCUCUUCUUUGGAAUUCCCUCUGCGGCUCUCCUUCCAUUCAUACAGAUUGGCGCUGUCAUAGUCUUUCAUGAUAAGUUCACUAGUGAGAAAGGCCUUUCUUUAGGCUUGUGCCUUUGGAGCUUUGUCUCUUACUUCAUAGGAGAAUACAAGAGUGGACAGAAGAAGUUAACCAUAAUUCAGGAAGAGGAAGAAAUUGUAUGAGUUUUGGCUAAUCGUAAAGUUUUAGUGAAGCCCCU